Penicillium maclennaniae is the source of this 2586-nucleotide messenger RNA. RefSeq lists its product as uncharacterized. The record is from RefSeq and is a predicted model, not a curated record. Gene Ontology annotation, cellular component: endocytic vesicle; cell division site; cytoplasm. Bases 1 to 2586 code for a protein of 861 amino acids. The transcript is spliced from 7 exons. NCBI's taxonomy places the organism in Eukaryota, Fungi, Ascomycota, Eurotiomycetes, Eurotiales, Aspergillaceae. Gene Ontology annotation, biological process: septin cytoskeleton organization.
AUGGACCUCUCACGACAGGAAUAUCCGGCGCUGCUGGCCACUCUAUAUCCUGGCCAAGCUACAACCGUCCUGAGCGACCGCAUCCGAGUCAUCAACAAGAUCCAUUCGGAUAUCGCGGACUUUCUUCAGGAACGUCGUCGGCUUGAAGAGUCUUAUGCCCAGAGCUUGCGAAAGCUGGUGCAUCGCCCGCAACUCGACAAUGGUGCUGCGCUCGGUAUCUUCCAAAUCCCCUGGCAGCGCAUUCUCAAUUCCACCGAGGCGCUGGCUGUAUCCCACGAGACUCUUGCGAACAAAAUCGAAGAGGACGUGGAGCGACCGCUAAGGGAAUAUAGCAACAAGAAUCGCGACAUGCAGCAGAUGCCUGGAAUUCAAAGUAACUUGGCGGGGCUCGCUAAAAGUGUUGAGGAAGCGCAGAAGAAGGUUGAAAAGGCCAAGGGCAAGGGUACGAAAGGCGCCGACAAGCUUGCCAGUGCCAUCGCCGCGGCCGAGGAAGUCAACCAGCAAUGGGAAUCGCGUGCUCCAUUCGUCUUCGAGCAGCUUCAAGCGGUUGAUGAGGGCCGACUUAACCACCUUCGGGAUGUGCUCACCCAGCUUGAGACACACGAGGUGGACCAAGUUGAGCGCGGCCGGCAAGCUGCAGAGAGCUGCUUGAACGUGCUACUCAACGUGGAAACCGCCGAUGAGAUCAAGACCUUUGCUGCGAAAGUGGCAGGGACCCGUGUUCCUAUUUCGCCUAUGCCUUCACGCAGGCAGACAUCUCAGGCGGAAGCUCUUCCUGUUACAACUCCGCCUAUGCAAACGACGUCAACCGCGGCACCACUGGCACCUCCACCACACAUUCAGGAUGAUGCGGCAAGCCAGCGAUCGGAAAGAUCCGACAGGGCUGCCGCUGUCCAAAACCCCCCAGCUCCAGAGGCUCAACCCCGGCAGACUCCCUUGGGAGGCCUGAGACGACUCGGUACUGUCAUGAACAGGCGAAAGAGUGUCGGUGGACCAUCAGCUGGAACAUACGACAGAAAGGCAGAGAAGAAGCACUUCAGUCCCUUUGCGCCCUUCAAGCGAAGCGAUUCUUCAAGAGACAUGCAAAUCCCUGAAUCACCUCCUGGCACACCUUUAGACCGUCCAGGGACUUCUAUGACGGAAGAAGAACCAGCCCAGACUCCGGAUGUAUCACACGAUCGCACUUUGACGAAUGUUGUCACACCGGUUCACGUCUCUCAGCCCGAGCCGACUGGUACCAAUGGCACCCACCAAGAGACCCAGGGUUUUGCGAGUUAUGGGGCUGAACAUGUGGACUCGGAAGGUUUCACUGAGCGUCCUUCCACAAUCGACGAGAUAACUCGCGCCCAGAGGGAGGCAGCUUUGGAAGAUCCCGGCAUGAACUUGAAAAUCCGCGACCAGCCCAUCUUUGAAGAUGAGAGCCAGGCCAAGCAAGCAAUGGAUGACAUGGCCAAUACCCUUCGACUGCGCGCUCAGCAAUCUGGUAACGUCAGACGGAACGCUGGCACCAUCCGGGGCCGCCGCGAUGUUCGAAACACGGUGUUUGUCCCAAAUCCCACCUCUGAAGGGGCCACGACUUCGGCCGCCCCCGAUAUGUACACCCCCUCGUCGCCUAUCAGGCACAUUGCGUCUCCCAGUAGUGUGGCGGAGGACCAAGCCAUGUCGGACACGACGUCUGUUCGCUCGGGACAUACUAUGCAAGGCCCCGUACCUACAAUGCACCCCGAGCUCUAUGAAUCUGGCUUGAAUGCCUCUAUCAUUGAAACUGUGAACGCCUGGUUCUCGGACGGCACUGUUACCAAAUCUUUCGUGGUGGGCGAACUUGCUCUGGCCCACAACCCUUCGCCCGGCCCUCCGAUAGAAGCGACACGCAUCCGCCUUGACAACUUCCAAGUACUGGAGAAGGUGGCCGCUAACCCGCACUUUGUCCAUGAAAACACCGACGAGAAUCGAGGCCAGUAUGACAUCCAGCUGGCCAGUAUUUCGCGGCCCAUGCCUACAGUCGCAUUUAAAUACCAAGUACAUCUGGAUGACCCUUCCGCCUAUUGCCCAGUCAUCUUCAAGCCAGCCUGGAACCUUCAAGAGACCACAGCCAGCGCCAUUAUCUUUUACACCCUCAACCCAUCCUUCAUCUCGCAGUCAGGCGAGCCUAUUAUUCUCAGAAACGUGGUCCUGACAGUCGGUUUGGAUAUCUCCGCUGAAGAUGCCACCACCCCUAUCGCUCACGCUGCCAGUGCUGUCAUGCACCCGAACCAAGGUGCCACCUUCCGCCGCAAGAAUUCUACCGUCACCUGGAGAAUUCCCGAACUGGUAGUGCAUCCUCCGGGCACCGGUGAAGACGGCAAAUUCCUCGUCCGGUUCUCGACCUCGACCAGUGGCCCACGCAAAGGCAACGUCGAAGCCAAAUUCGAACUCAGCACAAUCACAGCCGGCUCCCGACUCGGCAUCAGCCGGGCAGUCACUGACGCCUCUCCGAAGGAAGUCGAUCCCUUCGCGGACGAGGCCGCGCAGAGAGCUGCUUCGACUGUCUGGGAGGAAGCUCCAACUGCGCGCAAGCUGGUCAGUGGAAAGUACGUGGCUGCUUGA